This is a messenger RNA of Zophobas morio, 876 nucleotides long. RefSeq lists its product as uncharacterized. Gene Ontology annotation, cellular component: lysosomal membrane. Bases 148 to 720 code for a protein of 190 amino acids. The transcript has 4 exons. The record is from RefSeq and is a predicted model, not a curated record. NCBI's taxonomy places the organism in Eukaryota, Metazoa, Arthropoda, Insecta, Coleoptera, Tenebrionidae.
UGAUAUGUCACAAAAAACUGACAAGUGACAACUUUGACAUGUUGUGAUAACCAGAGCAAAAAGAAAAAGUUGGUUUUCGAGACUCACGAAACUACUUUCUAGGACUUCCAAUUCUAAUUAUCCAGAAUUACAUGUAGAAUUUUAAAGAUGAGGGAAAUUAUAACAUUCAUAGCAAUAUCAUGUGCACUGUUUGCACUUACACAGGCGCAGUCCUACGACGACAAAAGAUGCAAAUGUAUUUGUCCGAGCAUCUCCUCAGUGACCAACAGCACAGAAACUUCCCACAUGGCUAGAAUCAUGUACAUCACUAAUGUUCCACCUAAACAAUGUAAUUGUGAUGGCGUCAUCCUCCCAAGAAUAGGCAGGGAGCUGCAAGGCAAAGAACAAGAAUUUUGUCCACGUUGUGAAUGUAAGCACGAAAACAGAAACACAGGCAUUAUUAAAGUGGUUGUUAUUAUUGUCAUUUGGGUGAUCUCCAUACUGGUUAUUUACAUGGCCUUUUUAAUAAUUCUCGAUCCACUGCUCAACAAAAGAAUCAAAGGCAGCUACCAGGAACAUACUAAUGAAGAUGAUGAGGCCAGUACGGCUGGUCCUAUGUAUCAUAAUAUGAGUCUUCGAGGAAAUGUAUUGAAUCGAGUGGGACAUCAACAGGAUAAGUGGAAGAAACAAGUAAAGGAACAGAGGCGUAAUAUUUAUGAUAGACAUACCAUGUUGAACUAAAGUAUGUAAAAGUGUAAUUGAUAUUUUUGUGAUUGCAAGAUAGUAAAUUAUUUGGGCUCUAUAAGAGCUUAUUUUUUAUGUUGUCGUAGAUUAUUUACAAAGUAGUGACAUCAGAGUUGUAGAUUAAAGGAUUAUAUUGUGAGUUGUUGAUGGAAA